CUUGAGGCAGACAAUGGAGACCAUGAAAGGCCCAGAGGCACUGGAGGCACUGGAGAAGCCACUUGGAGGCACUGCAUGUAAUCCCAUCGUGUCUGAAAUUUGGAUUUGGAGGUGGGGUGGAAGAGCUGGGGCCAGCAAGGCGAUCAGGUCACUUUAUGAAGGUUUGUUCCCACUCAGGCCAACUUCCCGGCUCCCUGUUCUUUCCUGUGGAGCCCCUCCGAAGCCAUGCAACCUUGGGAGGUUCUGGCCUCCACCCACGUCUCAGAGGCUCCCCAAGGCUGUUGCUGCCAUGGCCCCUUGGCUGCCCAUCAGGUCUCUCCCCAGAGCUGGUCAGCAGGGGCGGAAUAAAGCCAUUUAUGAGAGCUGGGGAUUCAGCUGCAGCAGUGGCGAGACGCGGCCCGCGUCUGGGGUGGUAACUACGAGGAAGGAGGCAGCUGCCAUUGCCCACCCCACCCCACCCCACCCUGAGAUCCCACCCCUGCUUGCUCCCUCCCAGCCCUGGACCUGAGCUGCCUCAUCAGGACCCCCAUUGGCGGCUCCCUCAAGCUGGUCGGUGGCACGGCCAGCAUUUCCAUGCAGGGUCUCCAGCCACGUAGCCUGUGCUCUCUGGGUAGAGCCAAGGGGGAGAAGGUCUAAGUCCUCCUGGGUGCAGGGAUCAGUUCACAGAGCCAGGGUGGGACCUGGUCACCUCCGAGCCCUCACUCCCACCCCAGGCAGCCCUGACCUCUCACUGGCCGCUAUCACCCCUCCUUUGAGCCUCCCAGCUGCUUCCUCACCCCUAAAGUGGUUCCUGCCUGCCCUACCUGCCUUGCACCCUUUAGGGCAACAGCUCCCAGAAUAGGUCUGGGCCUCCAUCCCAGCUGUGGCUGUUGGGUCCCUUCCUGGGGACUUUGGCAUCAAUGGGGGGCGGGGGCAGGGUUCUUGACCGAACAUGCCAGGAACCUCCCUUGACCUGGGGCCGGACCUGUAACCCGAGGACUCUGACCCGGGAGGCAGCCCAUCCUGCCUGUAGCAGGGAGCACAAGCCGCCCAGUGCAGGGAGAGAGGAGAGGGCGGGAGAAGGAGGAGCAAGAGAGGGCAGCUGUGCUCCCCACCCCCCAGAUUCCAAGGUCAGUGAAGUCCCUCUCUUCCUGCUCGCUCCAGUUCUCUGAGGUCCCCCUAUAUCUGCACAGUGAGUUCUUUUUGGCUCAAGCCAGCCUGAGUUGGCGCCUUUCCCCUGCCACCACAGAGCAUAUCAAGGACAUAGUAAGAGCUCCAAACUGGGGGGGCAUGUGGUUCUUCAACUUUUGAGACUGAAAUAGGGCACGGUUAAUAAUUACACUGGGACUGCAGGUGUAACCUGGAUGACCCAGGCAGACCAGGCCGAAAGGUCACCCCAUCUGUAGGUGAAGAACACGCAGGCUGCUUGCAUCUCCUUUUGUCCUUGGGCAAGCCAGGACGGGCAUGUUAGGCAGGCAUGGCCGUGGUCUCUCUGAGAUAAAGCUUUGGCGGGAUGGUGGUCCAAGGUGAGUGGCUCUGGGAGAGGGCACAGGCCCGAGAGUGGCCUCAUUGUCCUGUGUGGUUGGUGUGCAGCCAGAAAAUCGAUUCCGGCUGCGGGAGAAAGGUCAGGGUCACGUUCCCCUUUCUUCUUGAUGGAUGAGGGACCUGUUCUUUGAGAUGUGGACUCCCCAAGGCCAGGGAGGCCGAUGCCCUUCCAGGAAUACGUGGGCGGGACAGCGGGCCGGGACCCGACGGAAGGACUCAAAGGAGGCCCCAGAACAGUCGGAGCACAGGAUGGAUGGUGGGGCCUCAGGAGCUAUAAGUGGCCUGGCCGGGGCCCUUGCACGGGUCUCUGGCCAUGCUACUCCUCGGUGUGCUGCUGCUGACUGUGCUGGCUGGUGCCCGCCUGCUGUGGGGCAAGUGGAAGCUCAGGGGUCUGCACCUCCCACCUCUUGUCCCUGGCUGCCUGCACCUGCUGCAGCCCGACCUUCCCCUCCACCUGCUGGGUUUGACGCAGAAACUGGGGCCCAUCUACAGGCUCCGCCUGGGGCUGCAAGAUGUGGUGGUGCUGAAUUCUAAGAGGACCAUCGAGGAAGCCAUGGUCAGGAAAUGGGUGGACUUCGCCGGCAGACCGCAGACGCCAUCCUAUAAGCUGGUGUCUCUGCACCACCAGGACCUGUCCCUGGGGGACUACUCCCUGCUGUGGAAGGCUCACAAGAAACUCACCCGCUCAGCCCUGCUGCUGGGCAUCCGCAACUCCAUGGAGCCGCUGGUGGAGCAGCUGACCCAGGAGUUCUGUGAGCGCAUGAGAGCCCAGGCUGGCACCCCUGUGGCCAUCCAGAAGGAAUUCUCUUUGCUCACCUGUGCCAUCAUCUGUCACCUCACCUUCGGAGACAAGGAGGACACCUUAGUACAUACCUUUCAUGACUGUGUUCAAGACCUGAUGAGAACCUGGGAGCACUGGUCCAUCCAGAUGUUGGACAUCAUUCCCUUUCUCAGGGUGAGGGGUGCAGCCCAGACUCCCUGGGUCCUGGGAGGGGUGGUGCAGGGGGAGCAGGCCUCCUUGCCAGCGGCUGCACCCUUUUGCCCCCUGCCCCAGUUUUUUCCCAACCCAGGCCUCUGGAGGCUGAAGCGAGCCUUGGAGAACCGGGACCAGAUCGUAGAGAAGCAGCUGAGGCAGCACAAGGAGAGCAUGGUGGCAGGUCAGUGGAGGGACAUGACCGACUACAUGCUCCAGAGGAUGGGGAGGCUGAGAGCAGAAGAGGGCUGUGGACAGCUCCUCGAAGGACAUGUGCACAUGUCCGUGGUGGACCUUUUCAUUGGCGGCACCGAGACCACGGCCACCACCCUCUCCUGGGCCGUGGCGUUCUUGCUUCACCACCCUGAGAUUCAGCAGCGACUGCAGGAAGAGCUGGAUCGGGAGCUGGGUCCUGGAGCUUCAGGCUCCCGAGUCCCGUACAGAGACCCCACACGCCUGCCCCUGCUCAGCGCCACCGUUGCCGAGGUGCUGCGCCUGCGGCCCGUCGUGCCCCUGGCCCUGCCGCACUGCACCACGCGGCCCAGCAGUAUCUCGGGCUACGACAUCCCCAAGGGCAUGGUUGUCAUCCCCAACCUGCAAGGCGCCCACUUAGACGAGACGGUCUGGGAGCGGCCACAUGAGUUCCGGCCCGAUCGCUUCCUGGUCCCCGGCGCCAGCCCCAGAGUGCUGGCCUUCGGCUGCGGGGCGCGUGUGUGCCUGGGGGAGCCGCUGGCACGCCUUGAGCUCCUGGUGGUGCUGGCGCAGCUGCUCCGGGCCUUCACGCUGAUGCCCGCUGCGGGCACCCUGCCCUCUCUGCGACCCCGGGCCCGCUGCGGUGUCAACCUCAGCAUGCAGCCUUUCCAGGUGCAGCUGCAGCCCCGGGGGGCAGGGGUCCUGGGACGUGGCCAGCACCCAUGACAAGCAGGACACACGGCGGCU
Molecule: messenger RNA, 3436 nt
Organism: Nyctereutes procyonoides (raccoon dog)
Lineage: Eukaryota; Metazoa; Chordata; Mammalia; Carnivora; Canidae
Product: steroid 21-hydroxylase
Exons: 9
Coding region: 1838-3415 (525 amino acids)
Biological process (GO): hormone biosynthetic process; progesterone metabolic process
Molecular function (GO): heme binding; steroid 17-alpha-monooxygenase activity; iron ion binding
Source: RefSeq, a predicted model, not a curated record